AUGGAGGAGGACGAGGACGGCCUUUUCGCGACGGUAUCGCGCGCGCUGGAGUGCGUCGAGGGCUGGUGCGCCCACUGGUCCCCCGAGUGCCUCCGCGCGGUGCUCGGAGACGACGCGAACGACGCGAACGACGAGAACGACGCCAACUGCGCGCGCGCCCUCGCCGACGCGUUGCUCGUCGCGGCUCGUCGCGCGGCUCCCGCGAUCCUCGCCGUGGAACGAUUCGCACGCGAGAGACGGGCGCGAUGCGGCGGCGCGUCGACGACGGUCGUGGAGCUCUGCGGCGCGUCGCGGGGGCACCUGCUCGGCGCCCUCAUCGCGUCCUUGCGUCUCGAGGGCGUCGAGCGGGUGGUGCUCGUGGACCCGCGAUGGCCCCGCGCGGGCGCGGGCGACGACGCAUCCGGCGACGCUGCCGAGGCCGCCGCGAGUGUUCCCAAGAAGACGGACGACGCGCGUCUGCCCACCGCGCACGUGGACGCGCGGGCGGACGGCUGGUGGACGCACCGCGGCGUCGCCCCGCCGCAUCGAUGGAAAGCGAGCGCGAAAAACGCCAGCCACCUGAGAUCGCUCGCCGCCGCGCUCCGUCGAGCGCGCGUCGCCGGCGCCGCCCCGGGCGCGAUAGCCAUCGUGGCGAACGCGGUGGGGGGCACGGGCGACCUGCGGGCGCUGCAGCUGUACCACGCCCCCUACGGGGAUCGAACCCGCGACCUUUUAACCGACGACGACGACGACCUCGCCAACGCCGACGUCGCGCUCGCGAUGUUCCCAGGCGCACCCCCCGAGCGAACGGAAGCGCGCAGGCGGAACCUGACGUACCGCGCGGGGCCUGAACACGAGUUCUCCGUCAGGCGCAUAUGGCCCGGGCGUUACGCCGGGCGUUACAACGGCGCAUCCGUCGAGUCGUUCGCACGGAGAGCGUGGGCGGCGCACGUUCGCGUCGGCUCCGGCGGAGUCGGCGUGAAGUCUUCGACGCCCGACGGGUUUCACGACCGCGACCCGCCGCUCGUGACGGCGACGAGGGCGAGCGCGAGGGAGGCGGGGUGGGGUGCCGAGGGGGGUGCCGAGGGGGGUGCCGAGGGGGGUGCCGAGGGGGACGCGUUCGGCGCCGUGGCUCUGUCCGUCGUCGAGCAACUCGCGGCGGUGAACGCACGCGUCGUCGCGAAGUUGCGACGCGUCGGUAUCCUCCGCGACGACGACCGUUACAACGACCGUUACAACGACCGUUACGACGACCGUUACGACGACGACGACGUGACGUUGCGACGCGCCGACCCCAACGCCUGGGUCGCCGGGGGAUACUGCGAGCACCACUACGUCCCGGAGCCGCCCGGGCCGCACUCGCUGUGCUUCGAGGCUUUUCUCGGCGCCGAUCGAGAACCCGCGGGCUUCGUAGCCUUCUCGGCGUACGACGCCGACGAUUCGUACGACGACGGCGACGGUUCGCAUGACGGCGACGGGGGGCUGGCCGACGACGAGGACGAACACGCGGGUGACGUGCGCGACCGUUACGACGACCGUUACGUCGCGAGGCCCGGCGGUUCGCUGAAUAACGCGCAGGUGGACAGGCUGUGCGUGCUCCCGGAGCGAAGGGGACGCGGAGUCAAGGAGAGGCUCCUGCGGUGCGCGGAUGGGUUCCACGCGUGCGGGGUGCCGGUUCGCGUCAAGACGGCGAGUAUAAGCGCCGCGAAGUCGUUCGUGAGGUGCGCGCUCUUGGCGUACGACGGUUUCAAGGAUCCGACGCGAGCGGGCGUGAGCAAGCGCCGGGGGACCAAGACAGUCGUCGUGGUGGACGAAGACCCGUCUCGACCGCGCGAUGAUCCCAGGCGGUACGAGGACGACUGGCGGAAUCGCGAGGCGGGGCGAUCGAUCCCGGUCGCGGCCGAGACGCCGAAGACGCCGGAGGAGCAGGAGGGUGAACCGGCGGGGAGCGGGGGUAGACGCGGGGGGAACGUCGGAGGCGACGGGCUCGAUCGGGAGUCUCGCGCAAAGUCGGAGGCGAUCCUUCGGAGCGACGGGGAUCGACGCGCGGCGGCGACGCGCGCGGCGCUCAACCGCGUCGCGCCGGACACCGUCGUCGCCGUCGCCGACACGAUCGCCGCAUCCCUCGCCGACGCCUUCGCCGACCACGCGGGAGUUCGAGGUGGUGACGACGCGCGCGCCGCGCCGCCGGAGGUUUCGUCCACUGCGGACCUCGUCGCGGUGAGGGGCUCGAGGGACGCGAUGUUCCGCGCGACGUACGCGGACGUCGCCGCGCGCGUCGCACUUGUCCUCGCGUCUCGUUCGACCGACGGCGUCUUCCGUCGCGACGUCUUCGUCUCCGCGGUCGCCUCCGCCGCGUCCGCGCCGCUAGUUCGAUGCGCCGCGGGGAAGGGCGGGUCGGACCUCGCGGGGUGCGCGGGCUUUUUAGCCGAGCUGAGGGCGAGGGGCUUGGUCGCCAACGAAGAGAUGAUUCGAGGCGCGAUCGGCUCGCUUCUCGCCGGGGCGUGCGCGGAGAUGGACGGGAGCGUUCCGGUCGACGUCGCGACGUGCGCGCCGGCGUUGUGCGCCGCGAUCGAGGGCGGGCUCGGGAUUGGGCUCAUCGAAGGGGAUAUCGAAGGGGAUAUCGAAGGGGAUGUUGAAGGGGAAGGAGGGGUCGAUCGCGGGACGGAUUCGCUCGGCGUCGCCGUCCGCGACGCGUUGACGCGCGCGCACGCGGGCGACGGGGUGAACCUCGGCGGUCGUCUCAGGUUUCUCGCCGGCCGCGCGCUCGCCGAGUUGGGCACUGGGGACGCCGCGGCUCUCGGGGUCGGCGGCUUUUCGCGGUUGGCAAAAAACGGAGCCGGCGCGGGCCGGGGACGAUCGAUCGCGCCGCCCGCGACGUCGAACGCCCUGCUCGGAGGCGCGAUGACUCGCGCGGAGGUGCAUCACGUCGCGUCGCGCGAGAUGCGAUGCGAGGUUGCGUUCGCCGGGUCGCGAAAGGCGGUGGAUCGGGGGAUGCGCAGGGGUUGGACGUUUGCGUACGUCGGGUCGCCGGUUCGAAUCCUGGACGGGUCGCGUACUACCGACUUUUGUCGCGUGUUCGCGCCCUCGAAGGCGGUGCGCGAUCCGGCGGAGCUCACGGAGACGGCGGACGCGCACCGAAAGGGGAGGUACGAGCGGGUGCGCUGGGCGGAGGCGGAGGCGCGCGAGUGGCCGCGAGACGGGCUCCCGCAAACGCGACCGGCGCCGUAA
Molecule: messenger RNA, 3210 nt
Organism: Micromonas commoda
Lineage: Eukaryota; Viridiplantae; Chlorophyta; Mamiellophyceae; Mamiellales; Mamiellaceae
Exons: 1
Coding region: 1-3210 (1069 amino acids)
Source: RefSeq, a predicted model, not a curated record